AUGUUGUCUGAAAUAGUUGCUCCUCGUCUUUCAUUCUCCCUUGACGACAGCGAGGAGAAGGAUGUUCCUCGAAAAGACACACUGCUUUUGGAUUCAAAUGAAGAUGAAUUUGAGUUUAGCAGAAACAACAGCAUAGAUUAUGAGUCAUCUUGUUGUGCAGAUGAGGUUUUCUCCAAUGGAGUGAUGAUAACAGAGAAAGAGAAAAGCAGCAGAAGCCGAAAGCAUAUGCGGUAUAUGAAGCUUCCUCCACUUCCAUCGUCACCAACAAGCAAGAACAAGAAACUAGAAGAGAAGAGAAGCGAGUCAAAGUCUUCGUUCUGGGGAUUCGGUAGAAGCAAGAGUCUCAACAACUGUGAUAGAAAGAAGAAGUUGAUGUGUUCUUUGAGUCCUCUAAUGUUGCCACGAAGCAAGUCAACAGGAUCAGCAUCAGUUCCUGUUCCAAAGAGCAAGCAGCAAUCCCAAUCCAGAUCAGUGAUGAUGAAUAUGUAUCCUCCUCGAUCAUCGUCAUCAUCAUAUGCAAAUAAUGGUCAUCGUGUUAGUCCUGUAUUGAACGUUCCAACCCCUGUUUCUCUCUUUGGUUUGGCUUCUUUCUGGCGUCUCGGAAAUGCUAAUAAGCUUCGUAAGACUACCAAGAACUAA
Molecule: messenger RNA, 639 nt
Organism: Arachis ipaensis
Lineage: Eukaryota; Viridiplantae; Streptophyta; Magnoliopsida; Fabales; Fabaceae
Source: RefSeq, a predicted model, not a curated record